GUAUAAAAAAAGCACGACGAUGCGUAACAGAAGUCCGACUCACUAACUCCUGGACCAUUGGUGCACCCGAUAGAUAAUAAUCAAAAACGAGACCAUGAAAGAUAAAGGACAGAGGGCAAGAUGUGUUCAACCAGGUGUCUGAGAUACUUGGAAUCAGAGAGCUUCACAUGUUUGGUCUGACUGUGGUUAGGGACAAUCAACCCUUGUUUCUGGAUUUGGAGCAAAAACUCUCCAUGUAUCUUCCAAAGUCCUGGAGAAAGAACAUAUUAAAGGAAAAAGUGGUUAUGUAUCUAAAGGUGCAGUAUUUUGCAGACAACUACCAGCAUAUUGUAAAUGACGAUGCUCUCAAGCUGUAUUAUGCUGAAGUGAAAGCCAGAGUUUUGAUUUCUCGGUGUUAUGAGCAAGAAGGAUUUUAUUUCCAGCUGGCGGCGUAUGCCCUACAGGUCGAACUGGGGGAUUCCAAACAGGGAAACAAUGCAUACUUUCAACCGCAGGAAUUUCUACCUGUGUGGGUUAUACAAAGGCGUGGGAAAGGUUACAUCCUCGAGCACACCCCAGCCCUGCACUGGAAAAUUGCGGGAAUGUCCUCAAGGAAAGCUACUCAGCUUUUUAUACAGAACGCUUUUAUCCUGAGUGACGUGCCAGUCACCAUCUAUACCUUGUUCAAAGGAAAAAGAGAAAAAGGACGUGGUGUUCUCCUGGGUCUGGCUAGAACUGGACUACAGAUCUUUGAGAUGCUGUAUGAAGAACAAGAGUUUCGAUAUGAUUUGGCCUGGUCAUGCAUUUAUUCGAUUAAGUUCCAGGGCAGGAAGUUUGAGACACGUGCAGAUGGCAUGCAGGGGAGAAAGCUGGUGUUCUACAGUGUCUCUGUCCUCCAUGCCAAACACCUGCUGCAGCACAUAAGCAACAGUCACCGUCUGCAUCUCAACACAAAGCACACAGCUGUUCAGUUUAAGGCAACAAACGACACAUACAGAGAGAUGUACAUCACAGACCAAGUUGAUAUGAAUAUGGACGACAGUGAUGAUGAGCUUCCACCAAUAAAAUUCCUCUUAGCCAACAUGCAGAACCAAUCCAGUGGCCCUGUCUCUGUUCCAAACUCUCAAGAUUGUGGACACGCAAUAAAAGGCUCAGACAUCACGCAAAGCUCCUGUGGUUUAGAGAUGAGUGUUGAUGAACCAGUGGAAACUUUGGUGGACAGUCUUGAGGACCUGCUUUGUUUAGUGGAGCAAGAAGAGGGUGUAUCUGUAGAUGAUACUUUUUUCCAUGACUACUUUUCCUACAGCAUGUGGUAAACGGACACAUAUUCCUAAAUCGAAUAAUGGAAUUUAAAAUGAUAGUUUACCCAAAAAGGAAAAUUCUGUCAUCAUUUACUCACCCACUUUUCAUUUCAAAACCUUUAUGACUAGCUUUCUUACCCAGACUGUACUUUACUGUAAUAUGUACACAGUAUGUACAUGGAAAACAGGACUGUAAAAUAAAGUGCUACGGAUAUUUUGAAGAAAGUUGGUUAAAAACAAACAGCACUGGCAAGGAAUGGGGGCCAGUUAACAACUUUCUUUAAAAUAUCUUUCCAGUCAUACGGGUCUUAAAUGACAAUGUCCUAGCACCCGUCUCACCUGAUCCUCAUCACUGGACAUUAGUUGUUUAUCACCAUCACCUGUGUAUCCCUCAUUAUCUGGCGCGCCCUUCAAAAAGGCGCGACCUUGCGCUGUAACAGAUCCAACAGGGGAGGGUGGGGGUUCAGGAUGGAGACGUACUUUUGGAGACGUACAGGAUGGAGACGUACUGUUUCAUGUCUAUCCUUGAAUCACUUAACUAAUCAAGGUCGAUGUAGAACUAAAGUAACUAAAUACUUUUUGGACAGAGUCAUUUGUAAAGUAAUCUAAUUACACUAUUGAAUAUUCAAUUAGUAACUAGUAAUUAGUUAUUUUUUCAAAGUAACUUUCCCAACACUACCUACAACCCUCAUUGUAAAGUAUUUCCUUACUUUUUGCAUCCUUAUUUGGUUUACAUCUAACUCUAUAUUGGAUCUUGUACACCGCUUGAUGCUGGCUUCAGUUUGAUUUUGAAUGUGAAUUCUUUCUGUGUGGUGACAGACACAUACAGAGAGAUGUACAUCACAGACCAAGUUGAUAUGAAUAUGGACGACAGUGAUGAUGAGCUUCCACCAAUAAAAUUCCUCUUAGCCAACAUGCAGAACCAAUCCAGUGGCCCUGUCUCUGUUCCAAACUCUCAAGAUUGUGGACACGCAAUAAAAGGCUCAGACAUCACGCAAAGCUCCUGUGGUUUAGAGAUGAGUGUUGAUGAACCAGUGGAAACUUUGGUGGACAGUCUUGAGGACCUGCUUUGUUUAGUGGAGCAAGAAGAGGGUGUAUCUGUAGAUGAUACUUUUUUCCAUGACUACUUUUCCUACAGCAUGUGGUUUUGAAAUGAAGAAAUAUUAAAAUAUUCUAUGAUCCUGUGAACAUCGAACAGUUGCACAAACAGGAACAGAACAAAGCACAUUAAAGAGUUCAAUGAAACAGAA
Messenger RNA from Triplophysa dalaica, 2530 nucleotides. RefSeq names its product FERM domain-containing protein 6. Lineage: Eukaryota; Metazoa; Chordata; Actinopteri; Cypriniformes; Nemacheilidae. Gene Ontology annotation, cellular component: cytoskeleton; cytoplasmic side of apical plasma membrane. Gene Ontology annotation, biological process: positive regulation of hippo signaling. The transcript is spliced from 13 exons. The coding region runs from base 168 to 1295 and encodes 375 amino acids. The record is from RefSeq and is a predicted model, not a curated record.